AUGGCCCUGUGGCCACUCCGCGUCUACACACGCAAGAAGCGGGUGGGCCAGAGGCUCAACCUCACCCCGGCGCUAGACCAAGGCCUCCCCGUCAAGACCACCGAAGCCCCACCAGGCCCAAGGCGGGGCCUGCGCUAGAAUGGUUUGCCAAAGAUUGCCGAGAAAGAGGAACAGAGCAGGCUAGGCGGAGGUGGUGGCUCUGCGGGGCCAAGUGCUCAGUUACAAGCUACAAGAGAAGAUACUCGAAAAGAAAAUAGCAUGAGAGAAGAGACCCCAAAUGAGAUGAUCCUGCCACUCAGUGAAUCAGUGACUGAUGACUUCCAGGUUGACAGUAGUUCAUCAAAUAGUGAUCUAGUGUCAGGACAAAGUUUGCUACAUGAUACUCCCAGUUCUGUCCUGAGCUCUUCAGUUACGGACUUUUAUACAGAAUUCAGAAGCAAUACUGAAGAGAGUAUAAGUAACUUCUCAUCACCUGAGCAGUUUAGAAGGUCUGAUUGUUUGGACUGGGAAUGUCCCAACUCGAAAGAACAUAGACAGUGCAAGAAUUCCACUCUUUUGGAUAUCAGUAAAGCAGUAGCGAUAGAGAAUGUCACGCAGUUUUCAAACUUUUCUGCAAUUGUGGGAGUAAAAUAUACUAAAAAUAAAGCAUCUAUAUCUUUCUCCAGGUUAUUUGAAAAAUUGAUGACAUUAGCAGAUCAAGAUAUUUCUCCAAAUUCAAAGUGUACUUCAAAGCCAGCAUCAGAUAAUGCAGCUUGUGAGGCUUUACUUGCUGAGAAAACUUGCCUUCCAACCCUUGAAAAUACAAAGCAAAAAAAAACAAAUGCUGUUAUUCCUGAUGAGAAGAACAGAUGCCUGUUAACAAGUACUCCAUAUUCAAAGAAAGUCGAUUUUGUGGUUGAAUUGUCCUCAGUGCGAAAAGCAACUUUUGAAGAACUGUUUCCAAAUGUCAGCAAUUAUGUUAAUUCAAAUGAAGUCACUCCUAUAUCACGUUCACAAGAAAAUUCAAAUGAGUUUCCUUUAGAUGAACCAGAAAUUUGUUACAUUAUUAGGGCAUCACCUGGAACUAGACAAGUUAAAAAUAAAGAUGUUAUUAUAAAGAAGAAGAAAUAUUCCCCUCCUAAGGAUGUUCCUCAAGGUAUAGUAGCGUGA
This is a messenger RNA of Dipodomys spectabilis (banner-tailed kangaroo rat), 1149 nucleotides long. RefSeq names its product meiotic kinetochore factor (gene Meikin). The record is from RefSeq and is a predicted model, not a curated record. Gene Ontology annotation, biological process: meiotic sister chromatid cohesion, centromeric; female meiosis chromosome segregation; male meiosis chromosome segregation. NCBI's taxonomy places the organism in Eukaryota, Metazoa, Chordata, Mammalia, Rodentia, Heteromyidae. Gene Ontology annotation, cellular component: kinetochore. The transcript is spliced from 12 exons.